AUGUCGGCCACCAACGACGCCGUGUUCUAUCGGCGGAACAAGCAGAUCCAGGAUGCCAUUGAUGGCCAGAAUUUGAAACAGGCUCUGCAGCUCAUUGAGAAGCGUAUGAAGAAAGGUGAAGAGUCAAGAUUCCUCAAGGCAUGGAAAGCAGAUAUCCUCUACCGCCACGCGGACGACGCCCACCGCCAGCGCGGCCUUGCCGAAACACUGAACCUGUGCAAGGCGGAGCCACCGACGACGGACCUCGACACUCUUGAGAUCCUGCAGGAGACCCUACAGAAGAUUGGUGGGCAGGAGGCUACUAUGAGGGGGCUAUGGGAGAAAGCCGCCAAAGCGAAACCGCAAGAUCUUGAAUUGCAACUGAGAUGGUUCUCGUACGGGUUCGAAGGAGACGAUUGGAAAUCGGCGCAGAAGGCUGCAAUGAGUCUCCAAAGCAACUUCCCCAAGACGCGAAAAUACUAUUUCUGGGCUAUCUUCCUCAGCUAUCUUGUCGCCAUCGACGCAAACAGUUCGGAGCCAGAACGGAAACUUUUCGGGACACUAGCCUAUCGAAUGGCUUCCAAAGCCGCUGACAGUGUUCCUACUAAUCCGAAAGAGUUGCUGAGCACUCCUAGAGCCAUUCAAUCCGCCGAGGAGCUAUUGCUGCUUAUCAAGAUCUGUGAAUCGCAAGAGCGUCAUGCGGAGGUUGCAAAGCUUCUUGACAGUGAGAACCUGGGCUUGAACUCCAGGAUUGUACAGAAUGACUGGCCCUUUGUAGGGACCAAACUCUCUAGCUUGGAAAAGGCAGAGAUGUGGACUGAGGGUCUCUUCUAUGCGAGGGGCUUGCUGGCAAUUCCCACCAGUGAGGCCGAAGAGAAAACUCUCCAGGAGCGCGACGAUUGGGCAGUCUGGAGUGUACUCGUCACCUCGGUCCAAAGAAUCAACAAUGUCGAGACUACCGCAGAGAUCACGCAGUUUAUCGACGAGUUCAUCAAAGCUGUUCCCAAAUCCCGUAAUGCCCAAUUAGCCCGACUUGACUUGCUCCAGUGGAGCGUUCAGUCAGGCACCCUCAAGAGCGAAGAGCUGAUCAACGCCUGCCAGGAUUACUUUAAUCACAAUAAGAAUAAACUGUAUUGCUUUGGUGACCUUCGGAAAUGUCUGUUUGGUCUAGACAAAGAGUCGACAGCGAGCUUUGUCCAGUACGUAUCCGGAGCCCAAGGAAGCGAAGGAAAAGUAUGUUUCCAUGCCCGCAGCUUUGGCUUGACUUGUCAGCUAACUAUAUUGCAGGUGAAUGACCCAUUCGAAGAUGUUGCAGCGAUCAAUGCUCUCAAACUCGAAUAUUGCUUUCUCUUAUCAGCCAACGAGGCUGACGCUUCUCAGCAGAAGGUUGAAGACUUCGUUUCACGUUGUCUACAGAUCUUCCGCAGUACAAAGCGUCCUGAGCGUGCUGCAGGUGCUUCUACCAUUGAGAGUCAACCAAGCGACGAUCUUUGCUUGCUUGCUGCUAUGAGCCUGAUCCGGUUCAGUGGGAACUGGGUUGGUUCACCGGAGAGAGUCAUGAACACCAGUCUGAUUCGCGCUGCGGCAAUUCUCGAGCGUCUCGUGCUUGACUCUCCUCACAAUUACAAUGCUCUUCUGUUACUCGUUCGGAUAUACCUUCGUCUCGGUGCGGGGUCUCUCGCUCUUAAGACAUUUAGCAAGCUUUCCGUCAAGCAAGUGCAAUACGAAACAGUCGCGCACAACCUUUUUACCCGUCUGGCAACCAUCCAUCCUCACUCAGCACCCCCACUUGUGAGUGCAGAGCGCAAGGAUUUCCACCCGCAGUCUGCAUUUGUACAAGCUCUGAACUUUUACCGAAAUGCGGACGCCACGACAAACAGGAACAGGACGAAUGGAUUGGAAUACGGCAGUUAUGUGAAUGUUGAAGGAACCAUUGACCUUCAGAGACGUCUCAAGAACAGUAUUUGCCGAAGGAUGUGGGCGCUGGACGUAAGGCGAAUUCAGCGGCUAGUCGGGGGGGAUCCCGUCAGUCGGUACGACGAUUUGGCAAGGGACAACACCCUACUGGUCGACCAGCGCAUGUUCGACGCCUUCAUGAACUGCGAAGCACCGAGUCAGCCUACCUUUGAGGAGCGAGUGCGCUUGGGACCUCUGCCUAAGGAACAAUGGGUGAAGUCGGCUAGGGUAACAGACCAGCUUUUCAGUCUUCUCAAAGAUCUCACUGCUCAAAAGCCAGUGUCCUCGGAGGUUGACGUGCCCAGUCUGGAUGAUAUUCUGGACCCAGAUGCAAAGUCUGAAAUGACCGCUUCUGAGAUCGAGAAUGCGAAGAUCCACCUGCAGCUUCUCAAGGUCGCCAGAUUCCUGAGCGGAUCCAAGUCGGUCAGCUCGGAAGACAUUGAGAAUUGCCUAUCACAGGUGGAACAGUGGCUCGAAUCAAGCUUGCGCGAGUUCGCCCUGGACGACGCCAAGCUCUCCCCCAUCACAUCAAAGACGGCAGUGUUCCUCCAACCAGAGACACCCUCGGCUCCCUCAUGGGCGUAUUUCCACCACAUCUAUCUUGUCCUUGAAUCGCUCAAGGCGCUGUCAAUGAUCACCACAAUUGCGCUCAAGAAGGGUUCCAAGGUAGCCAAGCUGCCCAAGGAUCGCAUGGAGAAGUUGACCAGCUUGACACGCGAAGUUUUCGAGAACGCGCGGGUAAAUGCCCGCGCGUUGAAGUUGCGCAUGUCCCAGUCCGGCAUGCUGAGCUCCCUAGUUGACCUUGUCCUUGGAGGCAGCGGCAGCGGCGCUGAGGAUGCCCGGCAGUUUCGGGCGGAGCUGGAAAAGACGCUGGAUGUAGCGGCUCUUGAGCUGUGCUGCGGCGAGCUGAUGGAGAGCUGGGAGGAGGCCUUCAAUGGGUUGAUGGCGGUGAAGCUGUGA
Aspergillus clavatus NRRL 1 is the source of this 2895-nucleotide messenger RNA. Its product is annotated as MDM20/NAA25 family protein. Gene Ontology annotation, biological process: N-terminal peptidyl-methionine acetylation. Gene Ontology annotation, cellular component: NatB complex; cytoplasm. The record is from RefSeq and is a predicted model, not a curated record. The transcript has 7 exons. NCBI's taxonomy places the organism in Eukaryota, Fungi, Ascomycota, Eurotiomycetes, Eurotiales, Aspergillaceae. Bases 1 to 2895 code for a protein of 964 amino acids. Gene Ontology annotation, molecular function: protein-N-terminal amino-acid acetyltransferase activity.